AUGGCCGCUAAUUUCGACACGCAGGCUUCGACCAACUACAAGGAGGCUUUCUCACUAUUCGACAAGCGAGGUAACGGCCGCGUCGCCCUCGAAAGUCUCGGCGAUCUUCUACGUGCCUGCGGCCAGAACCCCACCCUAGCCGAGAUCAGAGAUUUGGAGCGCAACGUCGGCGGUGACUUCGACUUCGAGACCUUCUCCAAAAUCCUGAACCGACCGGGCGGUUUCCGCGACCCGGGUGAGCCCGACGAGUACUGCCGCGGCUUCCAAGUCUUCGAUAAGGACAUGACGGGCUUUAUUGGGGUCGGUCAGCUCAAGUACAUCUUGACGAACCUGGGCGAGAAGAUGACGGACGACGAGGUGGACGAGCUCCUCAAGGCUGUCGACACCAGCUCGGGACAAGUUAACUACACAGAACUCGUGCGAACGAUCUUAGCCAACUGAAGAAAACAUUCCCACACCCCUACGACGAUCGUGAGCAACAGCCGGAGUUUGGGAAGGCGU
Messenger RNA from Durotheca rogersii, 501 nucleotides. RefSeq names its product myosin regulatory light chain cdc4. The transcript is spliced from 3 exons. NCBI's taxonomy places the organism in Eukaryota, Fungi, Ascomycota, Sordariomycetes, Xylariales, Xylariaceae. Gene Ontology annotation, biological process: mitotic actomyosin contractile ring assembly. The coding region runs from base 1 to 441 and encodes 146 amino acids. The record is from RefSeq and is a predicted model, not a curated record. Gene Ontology annotation, molecular function: calcium ion binding. Gene Ontology annotation, cellular component: myosin II complex.